UAAAGUUAAUAAUAAUAACUUAGAUUCCAAAAUCUUCAGUUUUACUCAAAUUAGUUGAUGCAAAAAUGAAUACACCCCACAACAAAAACUGCUAUAUCUACUAUUUUGUAUGACCUCCAUGAUUUGUAAGGACAGCACCAAGUCUUCUAGGCAUGGAAUGAACAAGUUGGCGACAUAUUGCAACUUCGAUCUUUUUCCAUUCUUCAAGAACAACCCUCUUUUAGAGCCUAGAUGCUGGAUGGAGAGUGAUGCUCAACUUGUCUCUUCAGAAUUCCUCAUAGGUGUUUGAUUGGGUUCAGAUCAGGAGACUUUCUCUCCCUGUCCUUUCUUCCCUCCUUCUUCAGAAAUGCAUCAGUGGCCUUAGAUGUGUGUUUUGGAUCAUUGUCAU
Staurois parvus is the source of this 388-nucleotide messenger RNA. The record is from the annotation of a GenBank genome assembly. NCBI's taxonomy places the organism in Eukaryota, Metazoa, Chordata, Amphibia, Anura, Ranidae.